Messenger RNA from Oldenlandia corymbosa var. corymbosa, 918 nucleotides. The record is from the annotation of a GenBank genome assembly. Lineage: Eukaryota; Viridiplantae; Streptophyta; Magnoliopsida; Gentianales; Rubiaceae.
AUGGAUGAUUUUUAUCAUGACCUUAGUUCGUCAGAUGCGGAAAGUCAAGAUUCGUUCCCUACUAGUACUCACCAUUUUCUUGAAGACCAAGAGGAUCCUAUGGAACUCUUCACUCUUACUCAUCGGAUGUGUUCUUUGAAGAAGGUACCUAAAGAAAAACUGGCGCAAGGAAUCUCUAGGCAUGCCACUACCCUUAUGGGUUUUCUCUUGGAUGUUAGAAGCUUCAGCAGGGCAAAGAUGCAACAAUAUGUCAGAAACUAUUGGGAAGGUAAAGCAGUGGUUCAAAGGAAGGAAGGUAAUGCUUAUCUUUUUAAAUUCCGUUCGAAGGAAUAUAUGCUUAUGGCUCUCCAUAAUAGUUCAUAUCUUAUAGAUGGAGCUAUGUUAGUCUUGAGUCGUUGGUAUUCAAAAACUCCUCUUCGCCGAGUUUAUAUUAAUUCCAUAUUAAUCUGGGUGCGUCUAUACGGUCUCCCCUCUGAAUACCUUAUUCUAGAUGCAGGAAGAGAUGUUGCUUCAAUCCUUGGCGAGGUGCUAGAUAUAAAAUCAGAUGAAUUUGACAUACAGGAAAAUAGUUAUCUUCAAGUCCGGGUUCGUAUCAAUCCCCACGACCCACUUAAAUCGGAUUUCUUCUUAGAUCUGGACUUAGGUAAUGAUGAUAAUAUUGUUUGGAUUGAUGUUCAAUGCGAACGAAUGCAUAAAUUUUGUAGGCGUUGCGGUGUUAUUGAGCAUCCCAUUAAGAGGUGUGAAAUUCUUACUCAAUGGGAGUUGGAACGUUAUGCUGACAAUUUCUUUCAUCAAGAAAGUCUUCAAAACCAGAUGGACUUUUGCUGGGAUGAAUGGCAGGAACUCUUUCCUCUAUCUAUGGGAGCUGAGGAUAAUUCUCAUAAAUCCUCAACAAAGUUAUCAGAAAAAUAUAUGUAG